Molecule: messenger RNA, 1212 nt
Organism: Ruditapes philippinarum (Manila clam)
Lineage: Eukaryota; Metazoa; Mollusca; Bivalvia; Venerida; Veneridae
Product: cholecystokinin receptor type A-like
Exons: 1
Coding region: 1-1212 (403 amino acids)
Biological process (GO): neuropeptide signaling pathway
Cellular component (GO): membrane
Molecular function (GO): G protein-coupled peptide receptor activity
Source: RefSeq, a predicted model, not a curated record
AUGACAGCGGUAAAUAUUUCUCAGAACGGAGAGGAACUUACCCGGCAACUUAAAUCACAUCUACUUCCGGUUACAGUGUUUAUUUGUGUAGAAGCAUGUGUUGGUUUCUUUGGAAACAUUGCAAUUUUGGUAGUUUAUUCAAAACACUACAAGCAAGUGAAUUUCAAGAAUUUUGUAUUGGCUCUGGCUUUUGUAGAUCUUGUAAGCUGUUGCACAACGCUUCCCGGUGAAGUAUUUUCUCAUCAGAACUGGUAUGACUACAAGUACACGUGGGUUUGUAAAGUGAAAUCUUAUUUCAACGCUUACACAGCCUUGGCGUCAGCGUCUAUUUUACUCAUUCUCGCGAUUGACAGAUACAGAAAAGUUUGUAAUCCGUGUGCGUGGCAAAUACCUUUUCAAGUGGCUUUCAAGCUUUGCGUGUGUUGCUUGGUGAUAUCUGCAAUUGUAUCUACUCCAUUGCUUUUAUUUUGGGGUACUCAGACGUAUUUGUAUGACAUCAAAGGGGAAAACGUGACGGUAUCAGUUUGCGAGAAAUCGGAAGACUAUGCGGAGACAAUGUAUCCACUUUUAUUUAUAACUGGGGCGUUUCUAGUGCCGAUCAAUAUAAUGAUAGUGGUUAUUAUGACACUGAAUUUUACGAUAGCAUGGCGAUUAUUUGGUGGAAGCAUACGCACCGAAAAACAUGCAGUUUCAGAGAAAAAAACUUCUAAAAGGACAAUACAAAUGCAAGAACUAUCUACAGAUAUUUUAAGCACAGAAUUCACCAACGACUUAAAAGGCGAUCCUGAAAAAUCGGCAACAAUCUCUACCAUCAAGACACCUUCAGAACAGAAAAAUCGUAAUUCACCCAGGAAAAGGAGAAGACGACGACCAGAGAUUGGCGGAUCGUCUAAGUUUCGACGGAAACAUAAAACAAUGAUCAUGUUAAUUUUGACGUCAAUAUUUGCUGUCACGAUGGCAACAUACACUGUAUUCAUAUGUUUUGUCGCAAAACCAAAUGGCAUUGUGAAAGAAAUGUCCGAUAGCACUAAGCCAGUUUUCUUCUUUUUCUGGCGAUUAUACUUCGUGAAUUCCGUCGUUAAUCCGAUAUUGUAUGGAUUCAUGGAUCCCGGUUUCCGUUCUGGGUUCAUGUACUAUAUGCAAAGAGAUGCAAAGAGGCAAGCCAUCUGCCACAAGCUUGUCACAAAGCGAUACACACUAAGCUUUAUAUAG